Molecule: messenger RNA, 1788 nt
Organism: Cyprinodon variegatus (sheepshead minnow)
Lineage: Eukaryota; Metazoa; Chordata; Actinopteri; Cyprinodontiformes; Cyprinodontidae
Product: adenylate cyclase type 3-like
Exons: 5
Coding region: 820-1788 (322 amino acids)
Biological process (GO): cAMP biosynthetic process; adenylate cyclase-activating G protein-coupled receptor signaling pathway
Molecular function (GO): adenylate cyclase activity
Source: RefSeq, a predicted model, not a curated record
GCUCCGUUCCAGUGAACGGGGCAGUAGAAGAUAUACCCUGUAUAUAUUUGGAUGUCGCUGAUGUUCCUUUUUUUCACGAGAAAAGAAGCUAAAACAAAACAAAAAAAUCAAUAAGAAAGAAAAAAAAAACGUUUAACGCGGGGGAACGACAAGACAUUAUUUGACUUACUGUCACAUUUUAUUUUUAUUUUAAAUCUUCCACCCUUAUUGGCUAUAACUGUGAGCUCCAGCUUUGAACGAAGGAUUGCGUAAAACUCAAUAUUGUCACAGCAGUUGUAGCGUCAAAACGGAACAGAAACUGGCCUUAUUGUUGGUAAUUGGAAUCAGCAGCAUGAUGCGCAUCGCUUCCCCCGCAUCCGGAACAUCCUAUAGAGAUGGAGCUGCGUCCAGCAUCGCUGGUAUGCAAGUUGAUGCCAUGGAAAGCUGAAGAUGGAAAUACUGUCCAAGAAAUUCAGGAAAAAUCUACAUUGAAGUUUGGACUGCACAUUGAACAGAAAUGCAUAAUUGUUGACGAACAAUGAAGAUUAGCAUUGAUUCCCAACUCUGAUGAGCCAUAGCAUUAUUUAGUCUGUACUUGUGACAGAGCAUUAUUGAUUGCAGUGAGCUAAUAGAACAGGGAUGGUGUGACACAGGAACACAUCUCUCCAGUGCUGUUUGAAAAGCAGACAUGAUUGUGCAUUCUAAGAGGAAAAAAUAACAUUACGAAGAACAAAAAGUAAUAAUUGUCCAAAAUUAUUUUUAGCCUUAAUCCAUUUCUGCUCGACAAGAUACUUUACUAUUGGAUAAGAAAGACAGAAGAUUUGGUUCUGCGUUUUUGCCAUGCCUCGCAAUCAAGCUUUUUCUGAACCAGAGUACUCUGUGGAGUAUUCGGCAGACUGCUCUGUGACAUUGCCCUCUGACCCUGGACAGGCUGUUGGAAGAACACACGAUGUUACAGUUCGAAAUUCUGGAUCCUGCCUCUGCUUGCCCCGGUUUAUGCGCCUCACAUUUGCUCCUGAGUCGUUGGAGAAUCUCUAUCAGACCUACUUCAGAAGGCAAAGACAUGAGACCCUUUUGGUGCUUGUUGUGUUUGCUGCCCUUUUUGAUAGUUACAUCCUCAUAAUGUGUGCAGUGGUUUAUACCUCUGAAAAGUUUGCUUCCAUUUCAGUGGCAUCUGUGGGAUUGGCAGGACAUAUUAUUCUCUACCUGCUGUGCCGCUUUGGACUGUUACCAGAGCGGAUCUCAAGACGUUUUGUGCCCUAUUCCCUCUGGGUUCUGAUAGCUGCACAGAUAUUUUGCCACUUGGGACUCAACUAUGCUCGUUUCCACCAAGCCAGUGACACAGUGGGCUGGCAGGCCUUUUUUAGCUUUUCUUCUUUCCUCACUCUGCCUUUGAGACUGGCACCCAUUGUACUCAUCACUGCUGUUUCCUGUGGAGUCCACACUCUAGUUCUUGGAGUCACCAUCGCUCAGCAGCAGCAGGAGAACAUCCAGGGAUCUGUACUUGCCAGACAGCUGCUGGCGAACAUUGUGAUCUAUAUUUGUGCCAUCACUGUGGGUGUCACCUCAUAUUACAUGGCUGACCGGAAGCAUAGAAAAGCUUUCCUGGAGGCAAGGCAAUCAUUGGAGGUGAAACUUAACCUGGAGGAGCAAAGCCAGCAACAGUGCAAUGGACCCCAGUGUCAGCAGGGGCGCCAAUGGACCCCAGAAUCCCUGAAAAACCAUGCAUCCUCCAGAAGUCCCCCCCGACAAUCAGGACCCAGAGGCAAAGACGUGCUCCAAUUCAGCCUCAGUACCACACCGGACUAG